This is a messenger RNA of Cladocopium goreaui, 213 nucleotides long. Lineage: Eukaryota; Dinophyceae; Suessiales; Symbiodiniaceae. The record is from the annotation of a GenBank genome assembly.
AUGUUUGACACCGGGCCCAUCUCCAACGUGUCAGUGUACCUACAACGCGGAGCGUGUCAUUGGCAAUGGUACUCCGCACACAUCGUGGAGACCAACGAGACGGUGGCCAUCAAGAAGGUCUUUGUGGAUCGGCGCUACCGGAAUCGAGAGCUGCAAGUGUGGCGGGAGAUGCACCAUCCCAACAUCGUGACCUUAAAGGCCCAACAGAAUUGA